AUAAAAAAUGCGCACUAUAUUUGAAAGCCAAUUGAAAAAAAAGAAAAAGUGACUUUCUAGAAUUACGUAUUUGCAGGUCUUCAUAUUAGAACACCUAUCGUAAUCUUGCCUUUUUUUAACCAACUAGAAACAUUAUCCAUAAUAUCGCAUUACAGAGAAAAUAAGCCAGACUUCGAGGUUUCAUGAUAUACUAGUCGUGUGUAUUCAUAAUCGACUUAUAAUAUGAAUCGUGACAAUAUUCCAUUGCUGCAGAAAAGCGAAUCAGGCCUUUCUUUGUUUUUUGCUACGUUAUGCAUAGUUGAUAUCUUCGGAGUAUUUCCUAUCAUUGCUCUUCCUAAAAGUAUUGUUCAAUGUGGUUGGCUGGGGAUUCCAUUAGUAUUAAUUGUUUUCGGAUUUCAAAUUUAUACAGCAGCAUUAUUGGGAAAAUCAUGGAAUCUAGCUGUAACUCUAGAUCCAUGUAUUUUGAAAAAAAAUCGAUACCCAUUAUCAGCUUUAACUGAAUUAACAUUAGGUCGAUGGACAAGUUUAUUUGUUUCUAUAUUGUUAGAUUUAACUGUUUUUGGAGGUGGUAUACCUAAUUUAUUAGUAGCAUCGCAAAAUAUACAACUUUUUGGAUUAAAAAUGUCACAUAAUGAAUUCAAUUUAUCUUUCUGUUACUGGCUUUUUAUUAUUGGUUUAUUGUUAUGUCCAGUAAUGUGGCUUGGAAGUCCGCGAAAUAUGAAGUUAGUUGUUAUAUUGUCAACAUUAGCUAUCUCAAUCACAGCUCUACUUAUUUGGUGGUGUAUAAUAGCUGAUGAAAGAUAUAUAAAUAUUUUACCCAUACCUACAACUCCUUCAUGGGAAAAAUUCAUCUCUGGAUAUGGCAUGCUGGCAUUUCAAUUUGAUGUUCACCCAACACUGAUGACAGUUCAAGUGGAUAUGAAUAAUAUUAAGGACAUUAAUAAAGCAGUAAUAUUUUCAUUUAUAAUGAGCGGUUCGUUAUUUAUGAUAACAGCAGGAUUAAGCGUUUGGCGAUAUGGUGGUAGUAUAACUGCAAAUUUAUUUCAAUUAUUGCCUCCAGGAGAAAUAAUACAUGCUGCUAUUUUACUAGCUUCUUUACAACUUUGUCUGUCAAGUGUUAUUGGUCAUUCUGCGCUUUUCCAACAUCUUGAGGAUCAAUUACACAUUAAAAGAACAUUUGGAUGGAAACGAUGUGCGAUACGUUCAGCGGUGGUGAUCUUUGGUGUGGCAUUGGGUGAAUCAGUGCCACGAUUUGAUAUCGUGAUGUCAUUAAUUGGAGGUACUCUUACUGGUCCACUGAUCUUCGUUCUACCACCACUUAUAUAUUUAAAGCUUAAAGCACUGUGCAUAAGAAGAUUGGUAUGUUUGCCUGUACCUGAAUUGCAACUUUCAAAAUGGGAAAAAUGUCCAAUCAGUGCAAAGGAAAUUGCUAUUAAUCCAUUUGUAUAUUCUAGGUCCACCCAUUUUUCUUUUUGUGAUACUGAAGAAAAUAGUUAUAAAAAAUAUUCUUUUCCUUAUUCUGGAGGCAUUGAUAAUACAAGGAUGAAUCCAUAUGAUAAUCAAGAAAACUCAUUAAAUGUAGAUACUUAUUUACAAAGGUUUUCAAUUGAGAAUUUCAAACCUGUUAGAAGUAAAGGACUGUCCAUUUUGAUAGAUCAGAACCAAUCAUUAUUUAAUAGAUUAAGAAAAGAGAAUGUAAUAUCAAAUAUAAAAAUAACUAAAUUGGGAAAAUCUUGUACUCUUCAGAAGUUAAUUGACUCAUUUGGCUAUAGCAUAAUAGUAUCAGGAAUACUGAUUACUAUUUCAUCAACUUAUAUCAAUGUAAAAAAUACUAUACAAUUUGUUAAAUUCAUACCACCCUGCAUUAUUAAUGCAAGUUCUUAUUUACCGAUUUCAGAUUAAAAUAGGAAAACGUUAGUAUUAUUAUUUAUAAUAA
Molecule: messenger RNA, 1936 nt
Organism: Ceratosolen solmsi marchali
Lineage: Eukaryota; Metazoa; Arthropoda; Insecta; Hymenoptera; Agaonidae
Gene: mah
Product: solute carrier family member mahogany
Exons: 10
Coding region: 223-1902 (559 amino acids)
Source: RefSeq, a predicted model, not a curated record